CAAAGCUCCGUCGCCGUGCUUUGCCCGUCGGAACUCCUCCCUUCCGACCCGCCGACCGACUAGAGAACUCCCCCCCUCAGCCACCUCCGUGGCCACGCACUCUCUUCCUUCGACUUCCCGCGACCAUGUCCUCCCAAUCCCCGCCCCGCCCCAUGACCGCUGCAGAGGUCGAAAAGCAUCCCGAAUUUCCCUACGUGACCUGGGAUCUGAAGCCCGAGAAGAAGGGCAAGCUUGCCGUCGCUGCCGGUCGAGGCGGGCCCUUGAACAUUGCUUAUGAAAUUCAUGGUCAUGGGCCUUGUCAUAUUGUUUGGAUAAUGGGCCUAGGCGGUCUGAAGUCAGCUUGGCAACGUCAGACCAAAGAUUUCUCACAUACUCAGGCCGACAGAUACACGUCGCUGAUCAUCGACAACCGGGGCGUGGGUGAGUCAGACAAGCCACUGAUGCGAUACUCGACGUCAGAAAUGACCAAAGACAUUGUCGAGCUACUUGACCACCUAGAAUGGACGCAAAAACGACAACUCAAUGCCGUCGGCAUCAGCAUGGGCGGCAUGAUUGCCCAAGAGCUGGGCCUGCUGAUCCCAGACCUCGGCUUCAUCGAGAAUCUGCGCAACCGCAUCAACCUUUUCAUUCCCCGCAGCAUCGACUCCCAGCUAGCCCACGUCAAGCACAACCUGUACAGCGCGGCGUGGCUGGACAAGCCCGACGAGCUCGAGCCCACUGUCCAGGCUUUCCCGACAAACGGCGACCGCUUCGCUGCCGCAGAGGUGAGCAAGCGCCAGCACCCGGAGCUGUUUAACAAGACGGGCUUUAUGGCGCAGGCUGUCGCAGCUGGCUGGCACUUCAAGAGCCCGUUGCAGCUUAAGGAGCUAGCAGAUAAGGUGGGCCGCCAUCGCAUUAUGGUUGUGCAUGGCAGUGAGGACCGCAUGAUUACGUUUCCGCAUGCUAAGGUGCUGGUUGAGGGACUAGAAAUGAUGGGCGUGCCGGACGGUGAGGUCGAGAAGCAUUUCAUGGACGGUCAGGGCCAUGUCAUUCCGAUUGAGAUGCGUAAGGACUUUAAUGGCUGGUUAGAGGCGCUUUUUGCCAAAGGAGAGAUUCUAAACCAGGUCGAGGCAUAG
Messenger RNA from Aplosporella prunicola CBS 121167, 1115 nucleotides. RefSeq lists its product as uncharacterized. The record is from RefSeq and is a predicted model, not a curated record. The transcript is spliced from 4 exons. Bases 126 to 1115 code for a protein of 329 amino acids. Lineage: Eukaryota; Fungi; Ascomycota; Dothideomycetes; Botryosphaeriales; Aplosporellaceae.